AUGGAACAAGUUAGUGAAACGGUUUUAAAUGUUACCUGCGCGACGUGCGCAAAGUCUAACGAUGAACCAGCAAUACAGUGCGACUUUUGCGAUAAGUGGUUUCACUACAAGUGCGUGAAUGUGGACAAAAUGGCGGAAACGAGGGCAUGGUGGUGUCCAGGUUGUGACGCGAAGUGCAAAGUGGCUAACGAUGCGACGGAGGACGAAUUGACGCGCCUGAGGCAGGACAUGGAGACUCUCAAAGCAACUACGGAAAGUGCGGUUAGACUGCUGCGGGAAAAGGAUGCGGAACUAGCUCGGCUUCGUAACGGCCGUGAGCGAACCUCGUUUUCGUUAGGGGAACCGCUUCCAAGCUCAACGGCGAAACGGAUUUCAGUGACCGACGAUUGUGAACUGAGCCAGAGCCAAAUAGCAGCCCGCCAAGCUGUAAAAUCCGAACUUCCUACGUUCAGUGGAGACCCCGAGGGAUGGCCGUUAUUCUUAUCUACUUUCAGAAGGUCUACCCGAACGUUUGGCUUCAGCGAAGACGAAAACAUCCUUCGGCUGCAAUCGGCCCUGCGCGGAAAGGCUUUACGCAUGGUGCAAAGCCGUCUCCGCCACACGGACCACCUGGAUGAAAUAAUUGACGCGCUGGAAAAGGCUUAUGGACGAGCGGACGUGCUCGUUAACACCUUACUUGAACAGAUUCGUGAGGCGCCACCGAUAAAAACUGAGAAACUUGAUAGCUUUAUUGAAUUCGGUGAGUUGGUAGCAGAAAUCUGCGCGACGGUUAAGUCAAGCGGGAACGCUGAACGGCUUUACGACGCGUCGUUGUUGCAAGAGCUGGUGGACCGAAUGCCGGCUUAUCUUCGCUGGAGCUGGGGCAUGCAUAGUUUGGAGUUAAAGCGCAUCACGCUUACAGAGUUCAGCGCCUGGGUUCAAAAGGCAACUGAUGGAGCAAUGGCGGUCACUCCCCCUCAGCCGAAGAAGAAAGCGUCCACGCGACAGGUUCACGCGCAACACGUGGAGAGCCACGUGGUCCAGAACAGUAAACCUCGUGCAUGCAUGAUUUGCGACAGUGACUCGUGUAACACGAUUGGAGAGUGUACGGCGUUCAAUAAACUGAGUGUUUCAGCUAGGUGGGACAAGGUACGUAGUCUAAAACUAUGCAAAAGGUGUUUAGGCAAGCAUUACGGCUCUUGCCACGUACACGACGAAUGUGGAUUGCAAGGAUGUGUUGCAAAGCAUCACCGUAAAUUGCAUCGCGUUACCGGUGAGGAGCGGAAAGCCGAAGUGAACCAUCAUGGAACGGGAACGGACCACACGCUGUUACGAUACGUUCCGGUAAAGCUACAUGGAGAGAAGGGUCCGAUCUACACUUACGCGCUGCUGGACGAAGGGUCGACGGUGACGCUGAUGGAGCAGGGGCUGGCCCGACAAAUGGGAGUUCACGGCGUUCCCGAUCCAAUGUGCUUACAAUACAGUGCCGGACAGCGACGAGAUGAACGUGAAUCGGAAAGAGUGACGGUGAAGGUAUCCGGUAUUCAAGCAAGUGCGUCUGUCUACCCGAUGGCCAACGUGCGUACAGUCGGCAAGCUAUCACUGCCUAGCCAAUCAGUGAACACGGACGAGCUCAAGCAAAAGUUUGAACACCUGAAGGCGAUUCCGGCACCAUCAUACAAAGAUGUUUCACCUCGAAUGCUAAUUGGUAUUGACCAUUACAGGUUAACGCGCCCUUUGAAGACGAUAGAAGGAAAGUCAGGACAACCGACCGCAACGAAGACGCGACUGGGAUGGCUCAUUUUCGGUAUGUGCACAGAUCGUGAUAACGAAGCGAAUAUAGUGCAGCCUGAGUCAAGCUACCACAUCUGUGAUUGCCAAGGAGUCACAUCAAAGGCAGAUCGUAUGAUGGCAGCGUAUUUUGAGGUUGAAGGUUAUGGUCCUGCAAAACCGCCAUUACUCUCAAAGGAGGAUCAACGGGCAAUGGCGUUACUUAAAACCAGCACUCGACAUAUCGAUGGGCGGUACACGACAGGUUUGCUCUGGCGAGCCGAUAACGUAUUCAUGCCGGAAAAUCGCCACAUGGCACUGUCUCGACUAAAGUGCCUUGAAAGAAAAAUGAUUGAGGAUAAGCAUCUAGCUGAGGAAAUUAAUAGAAUUAUCAAGGACUACGUAACGAAGGGUUACGUGCGACAAGUAACGGAUGAAGAACUUAAGACGUUUUAUCCGAAGAAGUGGUAUUUGCCUGUGUUUCCCGUCACUAAUCCAAACAAGCCGAAGAAAAUCCGAUUGGUCUGGGAUGCUGCUGCUGAGGUGAGGGGUGUCUCACUUAACAAGAAGUUGCUGACCGGACCAGAUCUGCUGACCCCACUGCAAGCUGUGCUGUUUCGCUUUCGUGAAUACAAAAUCGGCGUGGCAGCUGACAUUAGGGAAAUGUACCAUCAGGUGCAAAUCGACGGCGAUGACAUACAUAGCCAGCGUUUUUUGUGGCGAUGGGGAAACACCAACGUGGAACCGCAGGAAUAUGUCAUGUUAAGAAUGACAUUCGGUGCAGCGUGCUCUCCAUGUACAGCACAAUACGUAAAGAACGAGAAUGCCGAGCAGUAUCGCUCGCAAUAUCCUCGAGCAGUACAAUGCGUUACGGAGGAACACUACGUGGACGACCUGCUAACGAGUGUGGAAACGGAAUCAGAAGCAACCGAACUUGCGCAUCAGGUGCCACUACAUGAGUCGUCUCUUCAACUUCACGUGUUCGUUGAUGCGGGUUCCGAUGGAUACGCGGCGGUUGCAUAUUUCCGCUUUGAGUAUAAAGGAAAAAUAGAAGUGGUCCUGGUUGGAGCGAAAGCUAGAGUCGCACCCCUGAAAUACUUAUCGGUACCUAAAUUAGAAUUACAGGCCGCUGUCAUGGGAUGCAGGUUAGCUACAGCUAUAGCAAAUGCUCAUCGACAGACGAUCCAACGUUAUCGUUUCUGGACGGACUCGACCGAUGUGAUUGACUGGAUAAACGCGGACCAUCGCAAGUAUUCGAUUUUCGUCGCACACAGGAUUGCUGAAGUGCUGGAGACGACUUCCAAGGACGAAUGGCGAUGGGUCCCAACCACAAUGAAUGUAGCCGACGAAGCGACCAAGUGGACCAACCUGAAGAAUCAUCUAGCAUCGAAGCGGUGGUUCCAUGGGCCUGAGUUCCUGCACCUACCUGAAGCAGAAUGGGACAUCCCGCAACGGAUGCCAUCGGAGACCCGCGAAGAGAUGCGGAAGAAAAAGCUACCGAAGCUAGUUGGAACUCAAACAGUGCGUCAGGAGUUCAUCGCCUACGAGAGAUUUUCACGUUGGACGCGUCUCGUGCGGACAGUCGCCUAUGUGUGCCGGUAUGUAAACAUUGUUACCAACGCUAAUCCUCUUGCGAUAGGUUCACUCACUCACCAAGAAGUACAAGCGGCCGAAAAGGUGAUCGUGCGAGACGUACAGAGAAACGUGUUUCCCGAUGAGUACGCACUAUUGAAAAAACAUAGGGAUAAUCCUACUGUGACGUCAUGGAAGGGUCUGAUACCCCGAAACAGCUCCCUAUUUAAACGAAACCCUUACAUGGACGAGGAGGGCCUGCUGAGGCUAUGUGGACGGAUCGAUCGUUGCCGUUUUGUGGAUGCGUCGACGAAGCGUCCUAUCAUUCUACCCAGGCAGCACUAUGUGACAGAGUUGAUAGUAGAUGAUAUCCAUCGUAAAUACAAACACGGUUGCCAGGAAACGGUAGUAAACGAGCUGAGGCAACGAUACGAUAUACCAGCGCUUCGAUCGGUGUGUAGACGCGUUCGCUCGCAUUGUAGAACUUGCAUGUUACUAUACACGCAACCGGUAACGCCGCAAAUGUGCGAACUGCCCGCUGCCAGACUAGCUGCCUUUUCACAACCUUUCUCUUAUACGGGAGUCGAUUACUUCGGUCCGCUGUUGGUGACGAACGGUAGAAGAACGGAAAAACGCUGGGGCGUUUUGUUUACGUGUCUGACGGUCCGAGCCGUCCACAUCGAGGUGGUGCGAUCUUUGUGUACAAGCGAUUGUCUAAUGGCUGUUCGUAGCUUUAUGGCGCGUCGCGGAAUACCAACCGAAAUCAUCUCUGACCGGGGCACAAAUUUUGUAGGUGCCGAUAGAGAGUUAAAAGAAGCAGCAGAACGUGUUAACACAGCGAUCCUCAGCGAAUUCGGUCCUCCCGAUCCAGCGUGGAAGUUCAACCCUCCGGCAGCCCCACACUUUGGCGGAUCCUGGGAGCGAAUGAUUCAAUCGGUCAAGCGAAUGCUAGCUCGUACGCUCAUGGAGAGGCAUCCAACGGAAGCAGUGCUAACGGCUACCCUCAUCGAAGUCGAGAAUAUGUUAAAUUCACGGCCGCUCACCCACGUUCCUGUUGAUGGUGAGGAUGAAGAACCAUUAACUCCCAAUCAUUUCUUGUUAGGCUCUUCCGCAGGAAUGAAACCGUUGGUUAAGCACGAUGACUCGCCCGCAAACUUGCAACAUAAUUGGAAGGCUGUGCAGGCAAGGGCUAACGCAUAUUGGAAGACAUGA
Messenger RNA from Anopheles marshallii, 4533 nucleotides. RefSeq lists its product as uncharacterized. The coding region runs from base 1 to 4533 and encodes 1510 amino acids. Gene Ontology annotation, molecular function: nucleic acid binding. The transcript is spliced from 2 exons. The record is from RefSeq and is a predicted model, not a curated record. Gene Ontology annotation, biological process: DNA integration. Lineage: Eukaryota; Metazoa; Arthropoda; Insecta; Diptera; Culicidae.